Fusarium keratoplasticum is the source of this 2547-nucleotide messenger RNA. Its product is annotated as DH domain-containing protein. NCBI's taxonomy places the organism in Eukaryota, Fungi, Ascomycota, Sordariomycetes, Hypocreales, Nectriaceae. The coding region runs from base 10 to 2547 and encodes 845 amino acids. Gene Ontology annotation, biological process: establishment of cell polarity; septin ring organization. Gene Ontology annotation, cellular component: cytoplasm; division septum; nucleus. The transcript is spliced from 6 exons. The record is from RefSeq and is a predicted model, not a curated record. Gene Ontology annotation, molecular function: guanyl-nucleotide exchange factor activity.
UCUCCCCUCAUGGCCGAUCCUCUCAGUAUCGCGGCCUCAAUAGCCGGGCUGCUAUCUACCACGGGCCAGAUCGCCAAGUUUCUAGGCCCUUAUGUCUCUGCCGCCAAAGAGACGCCCCAGAUCACGGCCCAUGUGUAUUCGGAGGUUCAAAGCACUCAGGUGAUCCUAGCUGGGCUCCAGAACCUAACGCAGAACCUUGGCGCUGUUCAGGCGCGUCACGCUUCUUUGAUUGCAGUACACCAAGUCGUCACCAUUCUCACCGAUGGGGUUCUUUUGUUUUCAGAGCUCGAGGCUGUUGUUCGGUCGCUGCCACCUCGUGAGGGAAGUGAUCAGCGUUUGCCGCUCCGUGCUCGGCUACUAUGGGCGCGCAAAGAGAGCACAUUCACUCCGCUUCUCACGAGAGUUCAAAGCUUCAAAAGUUCCAUGUCAUUGAUACUCAUGAUCUUGCAGAGCGAUUCCGAUCGGAUGGCGACUCAGCAUCAGGAACAGCUCUCUGUUAACAUCAAUGCUCUCCUCGAAAGAAACCAUUCACUUUCCCGACGACUCAUGAACCUGGAAGAUGCUUUGGACGUGCAGACAAUUGUCUCAAAACGGAUGAGCCUCCUGUCUGUCUCAGGAACUGGGCCACAGUCUAGCAGCUCAGUGGAAACACAGAGUAAUCUCACCGAUGCAUCCACGCAACCCACGAGCCAAGGGUCUGAUCUGGACUUGUCCAAGUUUGACUUUGAGGAUGACCUCGAGUCAUCACGCGUCUAUCGCCGAGCGCAACGAGACACCAUGGACUUUUCCUUUCGCAGUUCAGUCGCACCAUCCAACAUCUGGUCCAUCUUCUCUGGUCUCAGCCUUGGCGAUAUCUCCAUUAUAUCCGUCGUUGCACUACCAGUGUAUCAGGAAGAUAUCACCAACGCCGAGAACUACGACUUUGGUGCCGGCGUCGAGGUUCCAACUGCUAUGCCCCAAGCCAAAAAGACAGAGAGGGGGCUCCUAUACGAAUGCUUCGAGAUCAAGUUGAAAAUGCUCCAAAUUCCCGAAAUGAACGAGUAUUUCGAGCAAGAUCUCAGUUCUGCUAUCGCAUUCUAUGAGCUCUGGGUCGUCUUUUCCAAAGGAAUGCCCCUCUUGAAGCUUGUGCAAGCCUUGGAUCCGCAGAUCGACAUUGUCGUGGAUCCAAGGAUGCGUUCCCCUGGAGGACGAGGAGCCGCCCAAGAUGCCAUCUUCCAGUUUCUUGAAUACUGCCGUAGUGAUUUGAAACUCAGUGUUGAAAAUCUCUUCACAAUCUCUGACUUGAUGGGGGCCGAUGCUUACGGGUUUUCAAAAGUCAUCACCGUGGUUUCAUUCAUCAUUGAGAGACUCACAGUCGGCGGCGUCCUGAGUGCCGUCGAUACCCAGUUGGAGGAGCUUGUCCCGACCAGACUCAAUGGUUAUCCAGCUGAGGAGGAGUUGCGCCUCUUGCUCGAGGAAUUCUUAGCUGACCAGUACGCUCUAGUACGUCAGCUACAAGAACUUGUAGAGGUACAGACUUCUAUAGAGGUUGAAGGCACCCUCUUUCGGAACGACAUGAUCGAAAUCUUUGGGAAUACCCGACAACUGACCAGCAUGCAUAUAGGAUUGCUGGUCAGGAUGGAGCAGAAUUUGUUCCUACCCUUUUCCGAGCAGAGGUGGACAGAGGUAUUCCAAUUCUAUCUCGACUAUAUCUCCGAGGAGAGCGAAUUUGUUGCGAAUGAACAGAAGGCCAGGGCCAAGAUCAGAUCAUGCAUUGGCCAAGAGAACAACGUCGCCAGGAAUUCACUGAGCAUCCAGCUAACAAGAUGUUUGAGGAUAUUACCACUUCCAGCUCAACGUUUCCCUAAAUAUAGUGCAUUUCUCAAGGACUUGAGCAGGAUAGCGAGCAUGUCAAUCUCCCAGGGGCCUGAUCUGAAGCUGGCACGAGCAAACCUGAGACAAGCAAUAAGCAUUAUCAAUGAUAGGGUCAGAUCUGAAGAAACCAGCGAGGCGUUUACAGAACUGAAGCAUCGUGUUGAGGACUGGAGAGGUCACAACCCUACCCAAUUUGGCACGUUGCUGCUGUAUGACUCGGUAAUCAUUACGAAGGACAAAGUCAGACGACCUUACCGUGCAUACCUCUUCAGGAACAUCCUGUUAAUAUGCAAGGAGUUGGAGCUCCAACGAAAACAAAAGAGCUUUCAGUUCUGGAAAAGCAGCAGAAGACUGCAGAGCGACAAGCAGACAAAAUUUCAACUCAAAGGCCGUAUAUUCCUCAACAAUAUUGACUCUGUCCUCACUUACCAACGCCCCGGGUCUUACAAAUGUGACGUCUGGUGGUUCGCAGCGAAUGAGAAAGAGAAACAAUGCUUUUCAUUCGAGUUUGCCGCCGAGGCUCAGAUGAUUCUCUGGUCGUCGAAACUCGAUGAGGCCAGAGCCAGGUUUGAUGCUGCGUACGGGACAGAAAGGGACACAAACUCGCAUCUUCUCAUUGAGGGGGUCGGGCCUCCAAUUGGCGAUGAUGAGGACGACGAGGCCGAUAAGUAUUAUUUUCCUGGUUCCAACUAA